Molecule: messenger RNA, 1053 nt
Organism: Tuber melanosporum (Perigord truffle)
Lineage: Eukaryota; Fungi; Ascomycota; Pezizomycetes; Pezizales; Tuberaceae
Exons: 1
Coding region: 495-797 (100 amino acids)
Source: RefSeq, a predicted model, not a curated record
CUACCUCCUUCGUCUAGACAAACUAUCACAGCAAUCGCCUUCCUUCCAUCAUACAUAAAACAUCUUUCUUUUACCCUCCGCUGCCACAGACAAGACAAGUACCAAUCCUAACCUUUUCUUUAACUUCUAUCUUGCAUUUCUUCCAAAAGGGCGAUAUCCAACCUAUAAAACCUCCCUUGCAUUCCUUCUUCCCCUACAAACAAGAGACAAUGGCGAUCCCCGGAUACUGUCACCAUAGCUUCAAGAUCAUCAAGAGCGAAAACACCCUUCUACUCUGGAAUUGCGGAAUGUGUGCGUCAGGUCCUCACUGGUUUAUCUUUGAGUGCAAGUUUUGUAGACUCAAAACCUGCCGUCCAUGCACCUAUAACGCAUGAAAACGAACAGGGUCCGGGGGGACACACGGCGAGGUUGAGAGUGACGAGGACGAGGGCGAGAAGACGAGAUAGGGGGGGAAGUGAAGCGGGAGAACACGAGGGAUUGGGCGGGAUAAGCUUAUGGGCGGUCUGGGUGUUGCAGGCGGAGAGUUGAGGCAUCAUCAACUGGCAACGAUGGUUGAAGCGGUGGUGGGGAUGUCAGCGGUGGAGCGAAUAUCUACCUUGCUCCCGGCACAAGGACGGUGUACGAGAACAACUACCCUUACAAUUACCUCAUUUAAUACCUCUUACUCAUCAUCUUACACAUGGGACGGCUUUCGGCAAACCGGGUUUCUGCUCUUUUGUAUAAUUAUCUGGGGCGUUCACAUUCUUUUUCUCUUUCUUUCUCUUACCACUCCUUUCUCUUUCCUUUUUCACUUUUAAGGAAGGGGUGAUGGGUUAUUAUUAUAGAUUUGGUUAUGUCUAACGGCGCUGGGAGGAUUAAUCCUACUUUAUCUGUUUGCUCGCACAUUUUGCUUUGUCUGUGGGGGGUAUCUUAUUAGAGGCUUUUUCUUUUCUUUACUUUUUUCUUUUCUUCGUUUUAAAAGAGAGUCCUGGUCACGGCUUAAUGGAGGGGGGGGGGGGUUGGAGGGUGUUGAAUUGGUUUUGAAAAGGAAAAAAAAAAAAAUAUUAUUACUCA